Triticum turgidum subsp. durum (durum wheat) is the source of this 1131-nucleotide messenger RNA. The record is from the annotation of a GenBank genome assembly. Lineage: Eukaryota; Viridiplantae; Streptophyta; Magnoliopsida; Poales; Poaceae.
AUGGACGGCCUCGUCGCCUUCUCCCGCCGCCGCCGCCGCUGGCUCCUCCUCGCCGCGCUGGGGACGGCGUCGGCCUACGGCGCGUACAAGAUCUACCACCUCCCGGCCGUCGCCGCCCGCCGCCGCCGCCUCGUCCGCCUCGCCGCGGCCCUCGCGGCCUUCCUCGACGCCGCCGCGUCCUCCGCCGACGCGGCCGCCCUCGUCUCCUCCGACCUCGCCGACUUCGUCCGCUCCGACUCCGACGAGCUCCCCCGCAGCGUCGCGCAGCUCGCCAAGCUCGCCGCCUCCCCCGAGGUCUCCGCCACCGUCUCCGCGCUCUCCCAGGCCGUCGCGGCCGGGGUGCUCCGCGGCGUCGGCUCCACCCCCGGGGCCGGCUCCGGCGGCAAGGUGGCCCUCACGGACCGCCUCGUCGACAAGCUCUUCUCCGACUCCGGGGAGCGCCUCGCGUCCGCUGUCGCCGGGAGCUUCGCGCGCCACCUCGUAAUGGCCUUCUACUCCGCCCCGUCUCCUCCCGGGCAGACCUCCUCAUCGCCCGAUUGGGUCAACGUGGUUGCAAUGGGAAAGGGGCACAAGGCGAUUAGCAGCUGGGUUGAGGUCCUCGUCGGCACCGCCGUGGGGGUGUUCAUUGACAAGACCAUACACAUCAAUACCUACGAGCAGCUCUUCGAAGGGCUCACCAAUCCAAGCCAUGACGCCAAGGUCAAGGAAUUGCUUGUUUCAGUAUGCAACGGGGCAGUGGAGACUUUGGUGAAGACCUCUCACCAAGUUAUCUCCAAGGCCAAUAGUAAAUUGGAUAAUAAUGGCAAUGGCAACAGCAAUGGAAGUGGCACUGGCAGUAGCAGAGCUGGGGAAGGGUGGGUGGAGACAGUCUCUAGCACAUUGGCAGUGCCAAGCAACAGGAAUUUUGUGCUUGAUGUUACUGGGAGGGUGACAUUUGAGACGGUGAGGUCAUUUCUUGAGUUUGUGCUGUGGAAGCUGCAUGAUGGGGCGAGAAAGAGUGGGGACACCGCGUUCGACAGCGGACUGCGAGCCAUGAGGUAUAUGAGUGAUAAGUCUAUGGUUCUCGCCACAAUCUGCAUAACACUGUGCCUGCAUGUGUUAAAUGGAACUCGAUUCCUGGUUACCGCUUGA